Molecule: messenger RNA, 1065 nt
Organism: Parnassius apollo (apollo)
Lineage: Eukaryota; Metazoa; Arthropoda; Insecta; Lepidoptera; Papilionidae
Source: the annotation of a GenBank genome assembly
AUGCGACUAUUAGCUGUAGAAUUUGGGCACGACCUUAAUAGUCCCGAAAACGAAUACAUACUUCAACGCGAUUUGAACUUGGAACAAAAGUAUGACCUAGGAGAUUAUUCACAGGCGGUAGAUGGAGUUUACUUCAACGGAAUGUCCAAAGAAGGUGCUGCAGUUGUAUGUGGUUUAGCGCGUAGGCCUAAACAUUGCUGCGACGCUUUCUUAUAUCUAAAGGUGGAUAAUGAGGAUCUUCUCCUGUCUCCAAAUCUUUCGGAUACUCAUCUCGAACAAAACACUUCAGAACAGGGGGAAUACAGAGUACAAGGGAUCACGAUUAAAAACUUUAUGCCUAUGCGGGCUUGGACUCUGUCAUACAAUGGCGAAAUGAAGUCCAGAUCAAACCCAGAGAAACGAGUAAAAGUGGAAGUAGCAUUGACUUGGAGCGCGUAUUGGACGCCAUACGAGUACGACACGCACAUGCCUCCGAGUAGCAUCGCUGACGUUAUGGCCCGUGAACCCUGGUCCUCUGAUUACUUUAGGUUGCUUAAAAAAUUACAUCAAACACACUAUGAACAAAUGGGAUUUAUUAAAGGAACUGCUAUCAUUGACGGGAAAGUACAUUUACUAAACAUGCCGUGCUUAAGAGAUCGCAGCUUUGGUCCUUUACGAGAUUGGCGAAAUUUCCACCGAUAUGUCUAUCACUUUAUUUUUCUUGAAAAUGGCGACUGCAUGGCUGUCGGUACGGUAUCAGAGCCGACUGUUCUCUCUCAUUUAACCAUUGGAUAUGUUUGCCGCAAGAUCGAUAAGGCAGUUUUAUCAGUUGAUUCUAGUGACUUCCAAUUGUAUCAACAUGGAGAGAACCAAAUUCUGCCGAAAGAUUACGGAUUCGUUUUUAAAUCUGGUGGCCAAUCGUAUGCUGCAAAGGUAAUGGUUAACGAUGAAGACGUAUUUUAUAUUGGCAAAGAAAGAGAAGCGAAAUUUUACGAGAGAUGGUGUUCUGUUGAAGUGAACGGCGUGAAAGGCUGGGCUUGUGUAGAGUGGCAUUAUAAUAAUGUUCAAAACAGAAAUAAAAAAUAG